Messenger RNA from Aegilops tauschii subsp. strangulata, 10552 nucleotides. RefSeq names its product BEACH domain-containing protein B. The record is from RefSeq and is a predicted model, not a curated record. Lineage: Eukaryota; Viridiplantae; Streptophyta; Magnoliopsida; Poales; Poaceae. Gene Ontology annotation, molecular function: protein binding.
UCCAGAUCCCUCUCUCCUCUCGCACUCCUCCUCGAUCCGACUAAACCAAAAAAGGCUUCGCACGCACGCUAGAGACCAAAACAUUUCCCCGAAUUCCGAUCCCCCUCACGCGAUCUCCCCCCACCUCGUCUCCACUCCUGUCACUACCCGGGGAUCGGGGCCGGGCUGGGUUGGAUCCGGAGCGAAUCCCGCGGGCUCGUCGUCUUCCCCGCGAGCGCGCGCGCAGGCGGAGGUGAUGCGCUGCUCGAACUGCUGCUGCUGCUGCUGCUGCUAGCCGCGUCCGAUCGGGGGCGAUGAACAUCGUGAAGGGCGUCGCUGAUCUCCUCCGCAAGUCGUCGCCCUCCUCGCCGGCCUCCGGCGGUGGCGGCGCCGGUGCCGGUGGAGGUAGCCCCGGCGGAGGCGGGGGCGGCACCGGCUCCCCCUCCGCCGACAAGUUCGCCGCCGCGCCCUCCCCCAGAGUCCGCUUCAGUGACACUGGUGAGGAAGGAAUCUUAAACACACUCUGGCAGAGGUACGAGAAUGCCAUCGACAAGGCUGAAAAGAAGAAGUCCCUGCAAAUAUUUGUCCUGCAUUUUAUACAAGCAUUUAAAGACUGGGAGCCACACCGUAUUGAUCAAUCAGUUGACCGGAGAUCAGUAUCAGAUGAUACAGUUAUAGGAUGUUCUGGUGGGCAUCCUUCUGAGGUCAUCCUUAUUCUCGUUCAGGAGAUUUCUCAUUUAACUUCAUUUGUUACUGAGAGCAGCAGCUGUCCAGAAUCCUCGGCUAAUCUCUCAGAGCAAUCCACAGACCUGGGAUUAAGCACUGAAGUAUUGCCUGUUUUGGAGUGUUUCACCAUUGUUACUCGCUCAGUGCAUAACUGUAGAGUAUUUAGUUAUUAUGGAGGUGUGCAAAAGGUUACUGCUCUUUUGAAAGCCGCAGUUGUAAAGCUCAAGACCUUGACAAGUUUGCUUGCCACAGAUGAACAACUGUCAAAUAGAACUGUAGAAAAUAUGAGGAUGAUGCAAAAGAUUCUUGUACACAUUGUUACGAUAAUUUCAAACUUCAUGGAUUUGGAGCCAGCUGCAACAAGAAUUUCACGGGUUGUCAAUAGCACUGAUCAUACCCCAUCAAACAACUUAGCCACAGUUACUCCCAAUGCUAUAAGAAGAUUUGUUUCUGAUAGAAAUUGGCAGCAAAAAGCCAUUGUUUCAGUUAUGGAAGCUGGCGGAGUCAAUUGGUUAGUAGAACUCUUAAGGGUCAUUCGAAGACUAAAUUUGAAAGAUCAGUGGACUGACUUGUCACUUCACUUUAUAACUUUGUAUGCUCUGAGAUCAACAAUAUCUGAGAAUACUCGUGCACAGAAUCAUUUCAGAAGCAUCGGAGGACUGGAGGUUCUAUUGGAUGGACUGGGACUACCAUCAAGCAAAUUUUCAGUCUCAAAGCAUUCUUUUGUCCCCAGUGAUGAAAGGAGUGACAUUCUGCAGCUCCAGAUACUAUCUUUGGAAAUUCUGAGGGAAGCGGUUUUCGGUAAUGUUAACAAUUUGCAGUUCCUAUGUGAAAAUGGACGGAUACAUAAAUUUGCGAACAGCAUCUGUUGGCCCGCAUUUAUGUUUCAGGAGUUUCAUCAGCAGAAAUUUCUUGAUCCCGAGGUGCCCAACUGGAAACUUGAUAGACAAAGUACCGGGAAUUCACCUACAUUAGAAUCAUUCCCAAGUCCUGUUGAUAUUCUUAAUACGACCGAAUGGAAUGAGUAUUCUGUAAAGUUAAGCAAGGCACUUUGUUCUUUCCUUCUUCCUCCUAAUGAGAUCAGGUACUGUCCUGGUUCAACUGUUACCAAAAUUUCUCUACCCAUCUCGUUGGCAUACUGGGAGCAAUGUGCAAGGUGGAUCAUAAAGAUUCUUUCAACUGUUUUCCCAUGCAUCAAAGCAUGUGCUAGUGAAACGGAAUUGCCUAACCAUAUAAGGAUUUUAUCAAAUAUCCUACAACAUUACAUGCUCAGCACAUUUAAGAAAGUUCUCAUUUCAGCACCAGUUCUACUCAAAUCUUUUCGAGAGGAGGGUUUGUGGGAUCUGAUAUUCUCAGAGAAAAUUUUCUAUUUCGGAUCAUCCCUGGAGUGCAUUCAUCAGAUUGUUGGUGAGACUGAGACACAAACUGAUCAUUUCACUGACGCUGCCGAAUCAACUGGCUACAAAAGUAAUCUACCUGAUGUCAACAUCCUUCAGUCAGAAGCUAUUUCCUUCUUGGAGUUUGCUGCAACACUGAAUGAAAACACAAAUAACCUGCCAGAAUGCUCAGCAUUGUUAAGUGCACUGGAACACUGCACUAAUGGUCCUGGAUUGGUUGUUACCAUUCUUAAGAGCUUUCAUGUUAUCCUGAAACUUGCCACUGAGCAAACUCUAGUUUCUUUCAAGUCAUUGGACGUGCUUACCAGAGUCCUGAAGGUUGCAUGCCUUCAAGCACAAGAACUAAGGAAGGCACAUCCAAGCGAUGACUUCAGGGGAAAUGGUUCUCAAUCAAACAAUGUUCAGAUGGAUUCUCUAGAUGAGAGAAUUAAGAAUGCUCUUACAUGUGUCGAAUUGGCUUUCAACCUUUUCAAGGAAUAUGUCACAAUAUCUGACCUUGGAAGGAUGAUAAUUUUACAUAAUGCCAAUUGUAUUGGGUGCCUAUUUGAUUUAUUCCAAGAAGAGAACCUCCGGAAACAUGUACUGGAGCAAGUUCUUGCCUUAUAUAGGUUGCCUCCAUCAUCAGCACAAGAUCAUACAGCAAAGUUGCAACUAUGCUCCAAAUAUUUAGAGACCUUCACUCGUGCAAAAGAGCAUGAAAAGAACUUUGCAGAAAUGUCGAUUGAUUUAUUAGUUACCUUGAGAGAGAUCAUUUUGAUAGAUCGCGCGUAUUACCAAAAUCUGUUUCGCAAUGGGGAGUGCUUCCUGCAUAUAGUCUCUUUAUUGAAUGGAACUUUUGAUGAAGCAGUUGGGGAGCAAUUGGUCCUUAAUGUCCUUCAGACGUUGACCUCAUUACUUGCUGAAAAUGAUGAAUCCAAGGCUGCUUUUAGAAUGUUGGUUGGUGUGGGCUACCAAACACUGCAAAGCUUGCUAUUGGACUUCUGUAAAUGGCUGCCAAGUCGGAAACUCUUGGAUGCCCUACUUGGUAUGCUUGUCGAUGGGACUUUUGAGAUAAAUGAAAAGACAACAAUAAAGAAUGAAGAUGUAAUUAUACUUUUCUUAAAUGUUCUACAAAAGAGCAGUACUUCGCUUCAACAUUAUGGGCUUGUGGUCUUACAGCAAUUGCUCAAAGGGUCCAUUACAAAUAGAACUUAUUGUUUCAAAGCAGGAUUACUUAGCUUUCUUCUUGACUGGUUUUCUGUUGAGGAAUGGGAGGACACAGUUAUAAAAAUUGCAGAGUUAAUUCAGAUUAUUGGAGGACAUAGUAUUUCCGGGAAAGAUAUCCGGAAAAUGUUUGCUCUCUUGCGUGGUGAGAAAAUUAGUGUCAAGCAGAAGCAUAGCUCAUUGCUUUUGACAAGUCUUAGUCAUAUGCUCAAGGAAAAGGGACCUGAAGCUUUCUUUGAGUUCAGUGGUCAUGAUUCUGGUAUUGAAGUAAAAUCACCUGUUCAAUGGCCUUACAGUAAAGGUUUAUCUUUCUGCUGUUGGCUUAGAGUGGAAAGCUUCCCUGAGAAUGGUAUGAUGGGCCUUUUCUCCUUUUUCACGGAAAAUGGAAAAGGAUGUUUAGCUAUGCUUGGGAAAAAUACUCUAGUCUAUGAGUCUGUCAGUCAAAAGAAUCAGUGUGUUUUGUUGCCUUUAAGCCUCCCAACGAAGCAAUGGAAAUUCCUUUCUGUUACUCAUACAGUAGGGAGAGCUUUUUCUGGAGGAAGCCAGCUGAGAUGCUAUGUAGAUGGCGAUUUAGUAUCAACUGAGAAAUGCAGGUAUGCAAAAGUCAAUGAAGUGAUGACUCGCUGCAGUCUUGGAACAGAAUUAAUGCCCAUUGGUGAAGAACCAACUUCUCUUGGUUUUGAGGGCACUUUUGCUUUUACUGGUCAAAUGGGCCCAGUUUAUGCAUUUUCUGAUGCUCUCUCUGCCGAACAAAUAAGAGGCAUAUACAAUCUUGGACCAAGUUACAUGUACUCUUUCCUUGGUGAUCAAAACUUGCUUAUGAAUAAUGACUCACUUUACAAGGGAAUUUUGGAUGCAAGGGAUGGUAUUUCAUCGAAGAUGAUUUUUGGCUUGAACGCACAGGCUAGCAAUAAUAGGACUUUGUUCAAUGUGUCUUCUGUACUUGAUAGUCUUGACAAGAGCAAGCUUGAGGCAACCAUCAUGGGUGGUACAAAGUUAUGCUCGAGGCGCUUGCUGCAGGACAUAAUUUAUUGCGUUGGAGGUGUCUCUGUGUUGUUUCCUCUUCUGAUACAUUUUGAUGAUGCCAUCACUCAUAGUGGAGAAUCUCCCACUGGUGAUCAGUUGGCAGGUCAAGUCAUUGAGCUUGUUGCAUCUGUUCUGGAUGGAAAUGUAGCAAAUCAGCAACAGAUGCAUCUUCUUUCUGGAUUCUCUAUUUUGGGCUUCUUGUUUCAAUCUGUUUCACCACAGCUGCUAAAUUUCAAGACUCUUUCAGCACUGAAGCACUUGUUUAAUAUUUUGACAAACAGUGGUAUGUCAGAAAUUCUAUUGAAAGAUGCUCUUCAACAAAUAUAUCUGAACCCGCAUAUCUGGGCAUAUUCAAGUUAUGAAGUACAAAGAGAACUUUAUCUGUUUCUGAUACAGUAUUUUGAAACUGACGGGAAAUUGUUACCAAUGUUAUGUGGACUCCCUAGGAUCAUUGAUAUUGUACGCCAGUUUUAUUCAGAAAAGUUAGAUGCUAGGUCUUCUAAGCCUUUGCUGCAUUUGAUUACUGAACAAGUGAUUGGAGAGAGACCACAUAUAGAAGAAAUUCGCAAGAUUCGUCUUCUCCUCUUGAGUCUGGCAGAAAUGAGCUUAAAGCUGAAGGUCUCUUCACAUGAUAUAAGAGCUCUUGUGUCCUUUUUCGAGAAAAGUCAAGAUGUUGCAUGUAUCGAGGAUGUACUUUACAUGAUUAUCCGUGCUCUUUCACAGAAUUCACUUCUAUCAUCUUUUCUGGAGCAAGUAAAUUCUGUUGGAGGUUGUUACAUUUUCAUCAAUCUUCUUAAGAGGGAAUUCGAACCAAUUCGUCUACUGGGUCUUCAACUUCUUGGAAAGCUUCUGGUUGGAGUUCCAUCUGAGAAAAAAGGACCAAAACUUUUUGGCCUUCCUGUAGGACGACCUAGAUCUAUGUCCGAAAAUAUACGGAAAGGAAUCGCAGCAACACCCCAACUGUUUUUCUAUUCAAUAUCUGAGAGACUUUUCAAAUUUCCACUUUCAGAUCAUUUAUGUGCUACUUUUUUUGAUGUUCUUCUUGGUGGAGCCAGCCCUAAGCAGGUCUUACAGAAACGGUCCCAAUCUAAUGAGCUAAAUGAUAGAAGCAGUACGUCAGUAGUGAGCUUGGCUCCUUUUUAUGUUCCUCAGAUUUUGGUCUGCAUUUUUAAAUAUAUGCACUCUUGCCAAGAUGCUUCAGCACGUGCAAAGAUCUUGAGUGAUCUUCUUGAUUUGCUUGAUUCAAACCCCUCAAAUGUUGAAGCCAUCAUGGAGUAUGGUUGGAGCUCUUGGCUUGAGACAUCUGUGAAGCUUGAUGUCUUCAGGGACUACAGACCAAUUUCGAAAGCUAAUUAUGCCAGUUUGGAGACCAAUGAGCUAAUUCUUGUGAGGAACAUGUAUUCAUUAGUCCUUUCUUAUUUUUUGUGCUACGUGAAAGGUGGCUGGCAUCAGCUGGAGGACACAACAAAUUUUCUUCUCUUAAAAAUUGAGGAGGGACAGUUAACAAAUUUCUGUCUGCUGCGAGACAUUUUUGAAGAUAUCAUUGGAAGCCUGCUCGAGACUUCUCCUGAUGAGGACAUAUUCAUUUCACAGCCAUGCCGUGAUAAUAUCUUGUACCUUUUGAAGCUGAGUGAUGAAUUGCUUGUUGAUCAAAUUGGAAUUAAGCUCCUGUUUCAUCCACCUGAUAUGUGUGCCUCUUCAUCCGAUGGCUCACAGAAAGAGGACAUUGGCUCUGCAUUUGUGGAAAUUAUAAAUGCUGAGAGCAAUAGCCAAUCUGCAAGUCUUCCUUGGAGUAGCAACAUAUUUACUGAUGGUGAAAAACUGAGCGAUGACUGGUGGAGCUUUUAUGACAAAAUCUGGACUCUUGUUUGGAACUUGAAUGGCAAGGGACAAAGCAGAUUGACACCAAAGGGUUCAAGUGCCUCUGUUCCAUCUAUUGGGCAAAGGGCACGUGGGUUGGUAGAAUCGCUAAAUAUCCCGGCUGCAGAAAUGGCUGCUGUAGUUGUAACUGGAGGCAUUGGUACGGCAUUAAGUGCAAAGACGAACAAAAUUACUGACAAAGCCAUGAUGCUACGAGGAGAAAGGUUCCCAAGAAUCAUCUUCCACCUUGUAAUUAUGUAUCUCUGCAAAGCUGGCUUAGAAAAUGCAUCCAAGUGUGUCCAGCAAUUUAUAACAAUGCUUCCUAAUCUUAUUUCCGAAGAAGAUCAAUGCAAAAACAGCCUGCAUUUCAUAAUUUGGUCUUUACUAAGGGUUAGAUCCCACUACGGGGAACUUGAUGAUGGUGCACGUUUCCAUGUUAUUUCACAUUUGAUUCUUGAGACUGUCAUAUAUGGAAAGUCCAUGCUAGCCACUAGCAUCUUGGGCAAAGAUGAUUCUGCUGAAGCAAAUAGCAAUAAAGAGUCCGGCUUCAUUCUUAAUCUUGUACAGAAGGAUCGUGUUCUUGCUGCGGCUUCUGAUGAAGUAAAAUACAUGAAGGACGCAAAGGCUGAUCGCCUGAGGCAACUCCAGGACCUAAAUUCUAAACUUGACGAGCGCUUGAUUGAAGAUAUAGAACAACUCCAAAGCUUGGAAGAUGAUAUACAGUUUGCAAAGACUGCCGCAAUUUCUGGGGAUGACAAUAGGAAAGCAGCUUUCAAGCUUGCAUUUGAUGAGGAUCAGCAAAUUGUUGCAGAUAAAUGGAUACAUAUUUUCCGCGCUUUGAGUGACGAAAGAGGACCAUGGUCUGCUAGUCCCUUUCCAAAUAAUUUGGUGACAUACUGGAAACAUGACAAGACAGAGGAUAAAUGGCGGCGGCGAAUGAAGCUGAAGCGUAAUUAUAAGUUUGAUGAACGCAUUUGUCAACCACUGUCCACCAAAUCUACUAAUGAAAAUACCGCCCCGUCUGUUGAUCCUUUCGUUAGUGCCAAGAUUCCAGAAAAAAUGAAGCGCUUCCUUCUGAAAGGAGUGCGUGGAAUCACAGGGGAUGUUGGUUCUGAAUCAUGCGAGGAUAACAAUGAUACAAGUGAGCCUUCCCAAAAUAAACCAUCAGAGAAUCAGGUGUCAAGUGAUGCUGCAAAUUCUGCAGACUCUUCAGAUUAUCCUACUAGUAGUGUGCAAAAUAGGAAAGAACAAUCAUCUACUGGUGGAGAUAAUGAUUAUGCUGAGGUGCUAUCUUCUGUUCACUGUGUUCUUGUUACACCAAAAAGAAAACUAGCUGGACAAUUUACUAUCACUCGAAAUGCCCUGCAUUUUUCUUUUGAGUUUUUGGUCGAAGGCACAGGGGGCUCAUCUGUUUUCAACAAGUUUCAAGAUAAUAAAGAAUCAGAUGCCAAGAGUGAGCUGGGAAGUGUGGAAAAGCUGAAGGGUAAUUCUGAUGUAGGACGAGGCAAUGAGGCUGGAUCUGGUGAUGCUCUGAUGAAAAGUCAGUCUAGCAAGAUAAAACACCAUAGAAGGUGGAAAAUAACCAGGAUAAGAGCAGUUUACUGGACACGUUACCUACUACAAUAUACUGCAACGGAGAUAUUUUUUGAUGAUGCAAAUGCACCUAUAUUUCUUAAUUUUUCCUCCCAAAAUGAUGCUAAAAAUGUUGGGUCUCUUUUAGUUUCCUUGAGGAAUGAUGCUUUGUUCCCCAAAGGAAGUACAAAAGACAAAAAUAGUGUAAUUUCGUUUGUUGACAGAAAAGUUGCCCUUGAAAUGGCUGAGAGUGCCAGGGAGAGUUGGAGAAAAAGGGAGAUCAGCAACUUUGAGUAUCUAAUGAUUCUGAAUACUCUUUCUGGACGAUCUUACAACGAUUUAACUCAAUACCCUAUAUUUCCUUGGAUAUUGGCUGACUAUUCAUCAGAAAAACUUGAUUUCAACAAGUCAUCUACUUUCAGGGACCUGUCAAAGCCAGUUGGUGCAUUGGAUGCAAAACGCUUUAAGGUUUUCGAAGAUAGAUAUCUUAAUUUCUGUGAUCCUGAUAUACCAAGCUUUUAUUAUGGAUCGCACUACUCUAGCAUGGGAAUUGUUCUUUACUACCUUCUAAGGCUCGAGCCUUUUACUGCUCUGCACCGCAAUCUUCAGGGUGGUAAAUUUGACCAUGCAGACCGUCUCUUUCAGAGCAUUGAAAGCACAUAUAGGAACUGCCUAUCAAAUACAAGUGAUGUCAAGGAGCUUACACCUGAAUUCUUUUACAUGCCUGAGUUUCUUGAAAAUUUGAAUUCAUAUCACUUUGGGGUAAAGCAGGACGGUGAACCUUUAGGCCAUGUAGGUCUCCCUCCAUGGGCAAAGGGUUCACCAGAAGAAUUCAUUCAUAUCAAUCGUGAGGCCCUUGAAAGUGAAUAUGUAAGCUCUAAUCUUCAUCACUGGAUUGACCUCAUAUUUGGUUAUAAGCAGCGUGGCAAGCCUGCCGUUGAGGCAGCAAAUAUAUUCUACUAUUUGACAUAUGAGGGUGCUGUUGAUUUGGAAAACAUGGAUGAUAUGUUGCAGAAGUCUGCUAUCGAAGACCAGAUUGCAAAUUUUGGACAGACACCCAUUCAAAUUUUUCGGAAGAAACACCCAAGAAGAGGACCUCCUAUACCAAUUGCGCACCCACUAUAUUUUGCUCCACAGUCGAUAACAGUGACUUCUGUUGUUCCUAGUGCAAUCAGCUCUUCAUCAUCUGUAUUGUUCAUUGGCUUGUUGGAUUCAAACAUUGUCUUGAUGGGCGAGGAGCUCAUACUGUCAGUAAAACUUUGGCUAACAACGCAAUUACAGUCUGGUGGAAACUUCACAUUUUCUGGAUCACUGGAGCCUUUCUUUGGAAUUGGUUCUGAUGUUAUUUCUCCCCGAAAAGUUGCCACUUCCUUGGCUGAAAAUGUUGAGUUCGGAAGACAAUGCCUGGCAGCUGUCCAAAUUCAUGGUGACAAUUAUUUAAUUUUAUGUGGUAAUUGGGAGAACAGUUUCCAGAUUAUUUCCCUUAGUGAUGGAAGAAUUGUGCAGAGCAUCCGACAGCAUAAAGAUGUUGUCAGCUGUGUUGCAGUUUCAUCUGAUGGAAGUGUAAUUGCAACUGGAAGUUAUGACACGACUAUUAUGAUUUGGCAUGCAUUCCGAGGAAGAUCAAAUGACAAAAGAUCAAAGAAUGCAAGUAAUGACCUAUCAACUAAGGACCAUGUUAUCAUCGAAAACCCUUCUCACAUCUUGUGUGGUCAUGAUGAUAUUAUCACAUGCUUAUUUGUUAGUAAGGAACUUGAUAUUGUUAUCAGUGGAUCAAAGGAUGGAACUUGUAUAUUUCAUACGUUGCGUGAGGGGACUUAUGUUCGAUCCAUUCGACAUCCAUCAGGUGCUGGCCUGUCAAAGCUGGUGGCAUCACAGCAUGGUAGGAUAGUAUUUUAUUCUGACAGUGAUCUCUCCUUGCAUAUGUAUUCCAUAAAUGGAAAACAUAUCGCUUCAUCAGAAUCCAAUGGCCGCCUGAAUUGCAUGGAACUAAGUUGUUGUGGAGAGUUUAUGGUAUGUGCUGGUGAUCAUGGACAAAUUGUUCUGCGGUCUAUGGAUUCUCUCGGAGUUGUUUGGAGGUAUGAUGGAUCUGGGAAGACAAUAACUUCUUUAGCUGUGACUCCCGAGGAGUGCUUUUUGGCUGGAACCAAGGAUGGCAGCUUGAUUGUAUUUUCAAUAGAAAACCCAUUACUUCGCAAAGGCGGCAUACAACGAAACAAAGUAAAAUCUUCUGUAGGUUAGUGGUGUGUGAUUAAGCAGCGCUCCUUGCUGCAAGUUCUGAACAAAGCUUGCAGAAUGCUCAAAUUGCGUAGUCAAUCUGCCCUUCGGGAUCUUUCCAGGGGAGGAGAUUGUUGUGAUGCUCGUCAAUGGGGGUCACCGGCAGUAAAUGUAAAAGAGAACAGUUUGUUGCUCUUCUGUACAUACAGCUUUAGAUUGAGGAGUUAGGAUUCUACAGGAUGCCUGAGCUGAUCAAGGUCCACAAGCAGAUAAUUCUUCUAACUGCAAAAUGGAUACGUGGUAACUAAUACCACAGUAGUUUCUCCUUUUGAUUUUCGAGAUGAGCUCGGAUACCGUGGUGCUGGACUGCUAGUUGCAUAGCUAGUGCAUGCGAGUGUAACAUAAUCUCGUGCGGUGUUCUUACAAGUUAGGGCGAGCAACUUCCUCUCCCAAUAGAAUUUAUCUGUAUGUAUUAGAUGCCAGUAUCCUGUAGUUACGAAAUCAUACAUUGUACAUGAAGCUCAUCUUCUGAGUGGGAAAGUAAGCGGCACGUGGUUGUGCCAUUAGUCUCU